AUGGAGUGCGAUGAAGGGCUGCAACUGGAGAAGGUCGAUCUCAGCGGUGAAUUGGGCACGCUGAAGCUGUACUUGGACAUGCAAUUUGAGAAGCAGUCAGCUUUGAUCGGCUUGCUGCUAGCUCAAGGGCGCAGUACUUCAAUCACUUCCCCCUCUCUCCUGAGCCCCACCUCAGCAAAGCCGUUCGCGUUCAAGCUGCGAGAGCAAGUCAGCACCUUUUCCAGUGGUCAGGUGGACAGCGAAGGUGCUGAAAGCCACAUGCAGCUGCCGUUGCCCCAGACCCACACUCGGGAUUUAGAGGAGCAGCUGCACAUGAAGCAGGGCGAAUUGAUGCGAUCUUCAAGCGGUUUGAGGGAUAGCUCCCGGACCUCUUUUGUGCGGCACGCGCAGCUCGACCGGCAUUUGAAAGCGCAAGCCCAAGCCACGCGGAUCGCGCAUGCGAGGGCCAACACCCUGAGAGUCACCAAGCAGGUGGAGUUGGAGAAAACCAGCUUGAGAGACUUCGCUGAAAGAGUGGUGACAUCGACCGUUUUCGUCAACAUCAUUAUGGCAGUGAUUCUCUUCAAUUCCAUCCUUUUGGGAGUGGAGAUUGAUGUAUCCUCCAGGUUGGGUCAAGAGGAUAUCCCUGGCUGGUUUGCUGUGGUGAAUGCGUGUAUUGUGGCCGUGUUCCUGGGUGAGACGUUGCUGAAGAUCUAUGGCCUUGGCUGUGGUAGAUUCUGGAAGGGCGAAGAGGCGGUCUGGAAUAUUUUUGACUUCUUCAUUGUCUCGUUCUCGGUGGUGGAGACAGCCCUGGACUGGUGGGUGCAGACGAUGGCAACCUCUGCAGAUGGCAGCAAUUCCUUCCGCGUGGUCAAGACCUUGCGCCUGGCGCGCACCCUCCGUGGGGUUCGCAUCAUUCGGCUUUUCCGCUAUUUCAGCGCUUUGAGGGGUUUGAUCCUCUCCAUCUUCAGCACCAUGGGGUCUUUGCUGUGGACUUUGUUACUGCUGCUGAUUUUGUUCUACACCUUCAGCUGUAUGUUUACACAGUUGGUGACAGACCACUGCCGCUACACAACCAUUGCCAAUACAACAUCCAACACGACCAACCACAAUGCCAUACCCGAAUGCCCAGAGGAGUUGCAUUAUUUCUCCAAUGUCAUGGACGGCAUGGUGACACUCUUCAUGUCCAUCACUGGUGGGAUCAACUGGGAGGAUGCAUAUGACCCCUUGCGGGAAGUCUCAUGGGUGGCACAGUGGCUUAUGAACUUGUACAUUGUCAUCGGGUUUUUCACCAUACUCAACGUUGUAACGGGUGUGUUUGUGAACACUGCCAUUGAGAGUGCCAGUGCGGACAAAGAUAUCGCCACCCUCAAGCAGAUGCAUAAACGCCUGGAGAACAUAGCUUCUCUACGAGAGGUCUUCCAUGAGAUGGAUCAGGCAGAGACGAACGAAAUUAGCAUCGACGAGCUGGAGGUUCAGUCGUGGGUGACCUGCGUCAUGAUGUGCCAACUUUCUUUGCGUCAUGAAGCAGACAUUUGGGGACUCUUCUUGUUGAUCGAUGCAGACCACAACGGGGUAGUAGAUAUCGAUGAGUUUGUCAAUGGAUGCAUGCAACUGCGGGGCCCAGCGAAGAGCCUUCAAGUGGCCAAGAUGAGCAGCUUGGAGCCGAACGGGUCACAGGUCAGAUGA
Durusdinium trenchii is the source of this 1668-nucleotide messenger RNA. NCBI's taxonomy places the organism in Eukaryota, Dinophyceae, Suessiales, Symbiodiniaceae. The record is from the annotation of a GenBank genome assembly.